This is a messenger RNA of Sinocyclocheilus grahami, 3688 nucleotides long. RefSeq names its product neuroligin-4, X-linked-like. The transcript has 8 exons. The coding region runs from base 422 to 3688 and encodes 1088 amino acids. Lineage: Eukaryota; Metazoa; Chordata; Actinopteri; Cypriniformes; Cyprinidae. Gene Ontology annotation, molecular function: neurexin family protein binding. The record is from RefSeq and is a predicted model, not a curated record. Gene Ontology annotation, cellular component: membrane.
AAUUGAUCAGAGCAUCGAGAUUAUCGUGUGUGGGAUUAAAUGCAUGAUUUCCACCAUUGCAAAGACAUUUUCUCCAUCCUUUUGCGAAUCGGUGAAUAUCCGCGGUGUUUUAUGGAGGUUGUGCGCGCUGGCGUCAGUGUCCGCAUCUUUCACUCGUUCGGACGGUUCUCUCGGAUUUAAGGGUUUUUUCUCCUUUGCUUUUGCUGAUCUAAAGGCGGAUCAAUCUGACUGGAAUUAAAUCAGGAUAUAGUUGUGUUUCUGAAACAUGGCAGGCACCGUCUCCAUCAACACGAGGGCCGACGCUCCGACAGAGAAGCCAGCCCAACAUCAGGAUCAACAGAAGGAGCUCGCCUGAGGAUCCGUGCGUGUUUGGAUUAACACAUUUGUGAGGAUUACACCUUUGCUUCCUGCUGCUUUCACCAUGUUUCGUCUCAGAAUGAUCCUUCGGGUCGUCUCUGUGGUUUGGGGAGUUACACUCGUCGUUUGUCAGCAAGCACAGUUCACCACCGUCACCACAAACUACGGGAAGCUGCGUGGAUUGCAUGUGGCGCUGCCCAGUGAGAUCCUGGGCCCCGUGGAGCAGUAUCUGGGGGUCCCGUAUGCGAUGCCCCCUACUGGACAGCGGCGGUUUCAGGCCCCGGAGCCACCGGCGUCGUGGCCCGGCAUCAGGAACGCCACGCAGUUCGCUCCGGUGUGUCCGCAGUAUCUGGAGGACCGGCUGCUGCUCACAGACAUGCUACCGGUGUGGUUUACCGCAAACCUGGACACGGUCGCGUCGUACGUACACGAGCAGAGCGAAGACUGUCUGUACCUCAACAUCUACGUGCCCACGGAGGAAGAUGCGCAUGACGACACGGGCUUGAAGCCGGUCAUGGUUUAUAUUCACGGCGGCUCGUACGUCGAGGGGACGGGGAACAUGAUCGACGGCAGCAUCCUCGCCAGCUACGGAAACGUGAUCGUCGUCACCGUGAACUACCGGUUAGGAGUGCUAGGUUUCCUCAGCACUGGCGAUCAAGCAGCCAAAGGGAAUUACGGUCUGCUGGAUCAGAUCCAGGCUCUGCGCUGGGUGAAGGAGAACAUUCAGGCUUUUAACGGUGAUCCGGAGCGAGUGACCAUCUUCGGCUCCGGAGCAGGAGCCUCCUGCGUCAGUCUGCUGACCCUCUCGCACUACUCUGAAGAUCUGUUUCAGAAAGCGAUCAUUCAGAGCGGGACGGCUCUCUCCAGCUGGGCCGUCAACUACCAGCCGGCCAAAUACACGCGCAUGCUGGCCGAGAAGGUUGGCUGCAAUGAAGACGACACGGUCGAGCUGAUCGAGUGCCUCCAAAAGAAAAACUACAAAGAGCUGAUCGAGCAGAACAUCACCCCCGCCAAAUACCACAUCGCCUUCGGACCCGUGAUCGACGGAGACGUCAUUCCGGACGACCCACAGAUCCUCAUGGAGCAAGGAGAGUUCCUGAACUACGAUAUAAUGCUUGGAGUCAACCAGGGCGAAGGGUACAAGUUCGUGGACGGGAUCUUAGACAGCGAGGAUAGAGUAACGAGCAACGACUUCGAGUUCGCCAUAUCAGAAUUCGUCGAUCACUUGUACGGCUACCCGGAAGGAAAGGACACCCUGCGGGAAACCAUAAAGUUCAUGUACACGGACUGGGCAGACAGGGAAAACCCGGAGAUGCGGCGGAAAACGCUGGUCGCACUUUUCACGGAUCACCAGUGGGUGGCGCCGGCCGUGGCUACAGCGGACCUGCACGCGCAGUACGGAUCGCCCACGUACUUUUAUGCCUUUUAUCACCACUGCCAGAGCGAUAUGAAGCCAGCCUGGGCCGAUUCGAAAGCGAUCAUUCAGAGCGGGACGGCUCUCUCCAGCUGGGCCGUCAACUACCAGCCGGCCAAAUACACGCGCAUGCUGGCCGAGAAGGUCGGCUGCAAAGAAGACGACACGGUCGAGCUGAUCGAGUGCCUCCAAAAGAAAAACUACAAAGAGCUGAUCGAGCAGAACAUCACCCCCGCCAAAUACCACAUCGCCUUCGGACCCGUGAUCGACGGAGACGUCAUUCCGGACGACCCACAGAUCCUCAUGGAGCAAGGAGAGUUCCUGAACUACGAUAUAAUGCUUGGAGUCAACCAGGGCGAAGGGUACAAGUUCGUGGACGGGAUCUUAGACAGCGAGGAUAGAGUAACGAGCAACGACUUCGAGUUCGCCAUAUCAGAAUUCGUCGAUCACUUGUACGGCUACCCGGAAGGAAAGGACACCCUGCGGGAAACCAUAAAGUUCAUGUACACGGACUGGGCAGACAGGGAAAACCCGGAGAUGCGGCGGAAAACGCUGGUCGCACUUUUCACGGAUCACCAGUGGGUGGCGCCGGCCGUGGCUACAGCGGACCUGCACGCGCAGUACGGAUCGCCCACGUACUUUUAUGCCUUUUAUCACCACUGCCAGAGCGAUAUGAAGCCAGCCUGGGCCGAUUCGGCUCACGGAGACGAGCUUCCGUACGUUUUCGGCAUUCCCAUGAUUGGCCCCACAGAUCUCUUCAACUGCAACUUCUCCAAGAAUGACAUAAUGUUGAGCGCCGUGGUCAUGACGUACUGGACGAACUUUGCCAAAACUGGGCGCAUGCUGGCCGAGAAGGUGGGCUGCAACGAAGACGACACGGUCGAGCUGAUCGAGUGCCUCCAAAAGAAAAACUACAAAGAGCUGAUCGAGCAGAACAUCACCCCCGCCAAAUACCACAUCGCCUUCGGACCCGUGAUCGACGGAGACGUCAUUCCGGACGACCCACAGAUCCUCAUGGAGCAAGGAGAGUUCCUGAACUACGAUAUAAUGCUUGGAGUCAACCAGGGCGAAGGGUACAAGUUCGUGGACGGGAUCUUAGACAGCGAGGAUAGAGUAACGAGCAACGACUUCGAGUUCGCCAUAUCAGAAUUCGUCGAUCACUUGUACGGCUACCCGGAAGGAAAGGACACCCUGCGGGAAACCAUAAAGUUCAUGUACACGGACUGGGCAGACAGGGAAAACCCGGAGAUGCGGCGGAAAACGCUGGUCGCACUUUUCACGGAUCACCAGUGGGUGGCGCCGGCCGUGGCUACAGCGGACCUGCACGCGCAGUACGGAUCGCCCACGUACUUUUAUGCCUUUUAUCACCACUGCCAGAGCGAUAUGAAGCCAGCCUGGGCCGAUUCGGCUCACGGAGACGAGCUUCCGUACGUUUUCGGCAUUCCCAUGAUUGGCCCCACAGAUCUCUUCAACUGCAACUUCUCCAAGAAUGACAUAAUGUUGAGCGCCGUGGUCAUGACGUACUGGACGAACUUUGCCAAAACUGGAGACCCGAAUCAGCCGGUUCCUCAAGACACAAAGUUCAUCCACACUAAACCGAACCGCUUUGAGGAGGUGGCCUGGUCUAAGUACAACCCUAAAGACCAGCUGUACCUGCACAUCGGCCUGAAGCCUCGCGUCCGCGACCACUACAGGGCCACCAAGAUUGCCUUCUGGUUGGAGUUAGUGCCGCACCUACACAACAUCAACGAACUCUUCCAGUACGUUUCAUCGACGACCAAAAUCCCACCUCAAGACACGACGCCGUUCUCCUACACCAAACGCCUCUCCAACAAACUCUGGCCUUCUACCACCCGCCAUCCGCCCGCUCUAGGAUGUUUCUGGGUGGUUGUUAGAGUGUUGUUAUGCAGUUACUAG